Messenger RNA from Botrytis cinerea B05.10, 1995 nucleotides. RefSeq lists its product as hypothetical. The coding region runs from base 386 to 1876 and encodes 496 amino acids. The record is from RefSeq and is a predicted model, not a curated record. The transcript is spliced from 6 exons. NCBI's taxonomy places the organism in Eukaryota, Fungi, Ascomycota, Leotiomycetes, Helotiales, Sclerotiniaceae. Gene Ontology annotation, molecular function: oxidoreductase activity.
GCUGCUUCUAACACUACGACACCGGUAGAAGUGUCUUUGUCAAGGACGCAAAUGAUACUAGGUAAACUACACAGCGUUGACUGUCAAUAUUCAUUACCUAAGCACAAUUGCUUCCCUGAAUACCUACAUACAUACAUCUGCUAGCACUCUACUAUUCUUACCACAAAAUCCCACAUACUCUUCUAAUUGGCGUUUCGUGGAGACCCAUCAAUAAAGCGAGACUCUGAGUUGAUUUCCAAUCGUGCCACCCUUGCUUGAUAAUCUUUUCGUCAUUUUAUUACUCACUCUGUAGUGAGAGGCCAGAUUGGAGUAUUUAGUCGAAGCCGUCGAGACCUAUCAGCUUACGGGGAGUAUUGUAAUCCAACAGUAAAUCCAUCGUUCUUAGAUGUUCGUCAGGCCUAGACCCCCUUUCUCCCAAAUCAUACAGGGCAGAGGGAAGUCACAAGUAUUUGUGAACUUACUAUUUAAACCACCAUUUGAUCGCAGACUAUUUGCAUUGAAACUACACACUGUUGUUCGAUUUCAAUCAACUCACACAAAGCAUCUUCUCAAUAUGGCUACUUCAAAAACCAUUCACCUCACUCCUGACGAUACUGGCGUGUUUAAGUUUGGGUCUCAAGAUUCGGAAACUGCCAAAAAAACAUCGGAGCUACUACAAGAGAAUCAUGAUAAACACCACAUCUUCUUCAAUAAUACUGGAUUUCACAACCACAUUGCCCAUCACUUGUUGACUCUAUACGGCCUUGGUGCUCCGGCAUCCGUCAUUGAGCGGCAGUAUAAACUUAAUGCAUCAUAUCAACGCCCCGUUGUACUUUCUACGAAUCAAGCCCCGGUCGACAUGUCCAUACCAGACAAUUUCCACAACCAUCUUGGUAAACAAAAGUACUAUCAUGACUUUCUGGUAUUCUGGCAGCGAGAAAUUGAAACCAAAGGAUGGAAAGAUGUAUUGAAAGAACGUGUUUUUGCAGGCGAUGCGAAAGCAGAUGACAUGCUCGGCAGAAUGUUUGCAGGGUUUCUUCAUCCUCUGAUUCAUCUAGGGUUUGGUAUUGAGUUCAAUCAACCAGCUAUCAUUGCCGAAGCGCUAGCACAAGCUUCCGUCCACGAUCAGUGGAUCACUCAGUAUUUGUUGGACGUCGAAAAGAACGCACAACCUGGAAACAAGACAAUUCCACAACUUUUGGACGAGAUCAGAGGCGACAAAAAGCUUUCUACUGCUGCUGAGUGGGACGAUGGCAAUAAGAUUCGAGAUGGUAUCUUAGCCAGAGCUCGAGGUGAAAUGAUCAACUAUGCAUCUCAGUGGACUGUCGGAAAAGGUGAGCUUGAAGCCAAGACAGCUCAAAUGAUCAACUCUGCCAUUUAUUUCACUGCUGCCGCGCAGCGCCCUCCAAAACAAGUAAAAUUUGACUUCUACUUUAUGCAUUGUGUCAAUAGUUCAAUUUUCUUCACCUCCUUCAAAAACCAAGACUUUUUAUCCGAAGCCCAAAAGGGAAGGCUUUUGGAAUGGAAGGGACGCCUUGAUCUCAUCAUGUAUGCAUCCCGUCGUUCCCCCGAACUACUCCUCGAAGAGAUAUCGGGAUAUGUCCCGAAGCUCCUUGAAGCUGGAGAUGCGGAAUGGCGUGGGUUGUUUCAAAGGCUGUUCGAGUUCGAAGAUGAUGGCCACGCCGUGAAGCUUGGAAGAGCAGUUGCUCAUGCCGAGGUAGUCAGCCAGGGCUAUGAAGACCAAGACUGGGCAAAGAUCAAGGGCUUCAUGUGGCUAAAAGUAGGCAACAUGGUAGCCGACAGCGUUGAAGACACCGGAGAUACCUGGGCUAGAAGUGUUGGCUUUGACGAAGCCUGGAAGGAUUAUGUGGAUAGACCAAGACAGGUACAUUUGUAAAUGAAGAAGUUGUGACACACUUUCUCUUUAUCACACUAUAGUUUUGGGGCUUUUGAUGUAGUACUUAUCAAUGAAGCAAUUCUUCCCGGAAGAUCUGACGUUAAUUGGACAAACAUGCA